Aspergillus welwitschiae is the source of this 1663-nucleotide messenger RNA. Its product is annotated as amino acid/polyamine transporter I. Gene Ontology annotation, biological process: transmembrane transport. Gene Ontology annotation, cellular component: membrane. The record is from RefSeq and is a predicted model, not a curated record. NCBI's taxonomy places the organism in Eukaryota, Fungi, Ascomycota, Eurotiomycetes, Eurotiales, Aspergillaceae. The transcript has 5 exons. Bases 1 to 1560 code for a protein of 519 amino acids. Gene Ontology annotation, molecular function: transmembrane transporter activity.
AUGUGGCAUUUUCAAGGUGCUUUCUAUAUGAUGGGACUAAAGAUGUCUUUGCUGAGUCUUCUCCCUCGGGUCCAGAAGGCAGCUGCCGAGAUGUCUGAUAUCGAAAGCCCUGGCACUGCCCGUGCUGAACUCCCUCGUCAAUUCUCAUUUCUGUCGACAUUGGCCUUGGGAUACAGCAUCACCAAUUCAUGGGCUGGUUACGCUGGUAUCCUAUCGAUACCUUUGGUGAUGGGAGGGGGCCCGACGGCUUUCUCUGGCCUUUGUGUUGCCUCGAUAGCGUGUUGUUUUAUCACUGCGGGUCUUGCAGAGUUGGCAUCUGCAUUUCCCACUAGCGGAGGGCCAUAUCAUUUUGCUUUCAUCGUUUCAGCGCCCAAGCACCGUGCCGCAGUUUCUUUCGUUGUUGGCUGGUUGACUAUGAUCUCCUGGUGCACGGUGUCUACAUCCAACGGAAUAGUCUGUGCGCAAAUGAUUAAUGGUCUGGUGACUGUCCACCGUCCGAGCGUCACGGAAACUGCCUGGCGAAUCUAUCUUAUCUAUCUUCCGAUCGUUCUCCUCUCGACUGUGGUCGUGUGCUACCUGCCUCGUGUUAUCCCACUUAUAGAGGAUUGUAUCAUGACCUUCAGCUUGCUCACCUUCGGCACCAGUUUGAUAACGGUGUUAGCAAUGCAAGAUCAAAAACAGUCUGCGCACACUGUGUUCUUGGCCUAUGAAAACCAUACAGGCUGGAGUGACGGGACAGCCUUCAUAAUAGGCGCUGGGACAUGUAUGUACGCAUACAUAACAGUCGAUAGUGUUACCCAUAUAGCAGAUGAAGUCCCAAACCCUGGUCGCAAUAUCCCCCGCGCGAUGAUGGCUACCGUGCUGACUGGCAUGGCUGUUGCAUCUUCCCCAAUCCCCAUUUAUACGGCAUACUUACAAGCAACAUCCAGCCCAGUCGUGGCCACGCUUUUCACUGCAUGGGUUAUAUUCUUCUAUUGCGCAGCCGAGUUGUCCUGUCUACUCACUGCGGGACGACUUGCAUACACGUUCGCUCGAGCUGGUGGUCUUCCUUAUUCGUCAUUCUUCGGUAAGAUCACAAACGAGAUGCCGCUGAACGCCACAUUGGGUUGUUGUGUGUUCAUCUGUCUGUACGGGCUGAUAUACAUUGGCUCAGCAACAGCCUUUGACAGUUUCAUAUCGAUAGUCAUAAUUGCCCUCAACAUCUGCUAUGUAGUCCCGCAAGCAAUCGUGCUGCUUCGUGGACGUGACGCCGUCCUUGGGAGAAGAGCCUUCGCAUUGGGAAAGUAUUUUGGACUCUUCUGUAAUACAGUUGCUGUUCUCUGGGUGGCAGUCAUAUUGGUAUUCUUUUGUUUGCCUCUAAAGAUACCGACCACGGUACACGAGAUGAAUUAUGCGAGUGUAGUACUCGCAGGGUUUGUUGCUCUGAUUGGUUUUGGGUGGUGGGGAGGGAAGAGGAAGACGUUCACCGGCCCGGUAGGUGCGCCAUUAUCCCUCCCCUAUACCAGUAGUGGAUUAAGGUCCGCUGACAAUACUCGUUGUUGCUCAGCUACAGGACAUUGAAUCCCCUCACAGCGGACAGACCGGGACGGCACGAGUGCCUGGUAAGUGAGAUUGUCUGAAAUAGGUUAUACAAGGGAGGCUGCAUACUAGCAGGCUGUUCUUG